This is a messenger RNA of Microcebus murinus (gray mouse lemur), 4091 nucleotides long. The record is from RefSeq and is a predicted model, not a curated record. NCBI's taxonomy places the organism in Eukaryota, Metazoa, Chordata, Mammalia, Primates, Cheirogaleidae.
CCUUCGACCCAACCUCUGAAGGACAAAGGGCCUCGGUAGCCAUGGCCUUCAUAGGCCAGUCGGCCCUAGACAUUAAAAAGAAGCUUCAGAGGUUGGAGGGGUUGCAGGAUUUCACUCUACUAGAGUUAGUUAAAGAAGCAGAGAAAGUAUAUCAUAAAAGGGAAACCGAAGAGGAGAGAGAGAGAGAGAGAAGCCAGGGAAGAUGAGAGGGAGAAGAGACAGGAAAAAAGAUUAACGCGUAUCUUGGCCGCAGCUGUGGGUGAUAAUAGGUCAGUGCCAGUGCAUAAGAAUAAAAAGCCUGGGAAGGAAUCAGGCCCCACAUUCACCGCCUCUUGCAUAUGGAGAUUUUAGUCAAAUGCCACUCCCCUUGGAACACCCCCCUUCUUCCCGUUCAAAAGCCGGGAACUAAUGACUAUCGGCCCGUGCAGGACCUCAGAGAAGUCAACAAACGAGUCCAGGACAUUCACCCUACCGUCCCCAACCCUUACAAUUUGCUGAGUGCUCUUCCACCCUCUCGUGUCUAAAAUACAGUCUUGGAUCUAAAGGAUGCUUUCUUCUGUUUGCGGUUGCACCCAGCCAGCCAAAGACUCUUUGCCUUCGAGUGGAGGGACCCGGAUUCUGGGACCACGGGGCAACUAACCUGGACCCGGCUCCCUCAAGCAUUUAAGAACUCCCCCACCAUCUUCGACGAAGCCCUUCAUCAGGACCUAACCACUUUCCGGGCUGAGCACCUGCAGGUCACUCUUCUCCAGUACGUAGAUGACCUCCUCUUGGCAGGAGCGAUGGAAGAAGACUGCAAAGCAGGUACGGAAGACCUACUCAUAGAACUUUCCCGCUUGGGGUAUCGGGCUUCUGUCGAUUGUGGAUCCCUGGGUUCGCAGCGUUAGCAGAACCUCUGUACCCGCUAACAAAACAGGGGAGCUCUUUCCAGUGGGGGGAGCCCCAGCAGCGUGCAUUUGAUGACAUUAAGAGAGCGCUUCUCUCUGCACCGGCCUUGGCCUUGCCAGAUGUUUCCAAACCCUUCACCCUCUUUGUGGAUGAAAAGAAGGGGGUUGCUCGAGGGGUGCUGACUCAAGCUCUAGGACCCUGGAAGAGACCGGUGGCUUACUUAUCUAAAAAGCUGGACCCGGUGGCAAAAGGAUUGCCAGCUGCUUAAAGGCUAUAGCAGCUACCGCCCUGCUUGUAAAAGAUGCAGACAAACUUACUCUGGGGCAAAAGCUAACAGUUAUAGCCCCCCAUGCGCUGGAAAGCAUCAUCCGGCAACCCCCCGACCGGUGGAUGUCCAACGCCCGGAUGACCCACUACCAAAGCUUGUUGCUGGACAGCGAACGGGUUUCUUUUGGAGCCCCGGUGGCUCUCAACCCGGCCACACUGUUGCCGGAGGAGCAUCCGGAAAACAGAGAAGUCCUUCAUUCCUGUCAUGACAUUCUGGCAGAAGAGACAGGGCCACGUAAGGGCCUCCGGGAUGAGCCGCUACCCAACCCACACUGCACCUGGUUCACCGACGGGAGCAGCUGCAUCCAUGAAGGUAAAAGGGUCGCAGGGGCGGCGGUGGUCAGCAAAGAUCAGGUCAUAUGGGCUGGUAGCCUACCUGAGGGAACCUCUGCCCAAAAGGCGGAGUUAGUUGCCCUGACACGAGCCCUCGAGCUGGCAGAAGGGAAAAGGGUCAACAUUUACACAGACAGCCGUUAUGCUUUUGCAACAGCCCACAUCCAUGGAGCCAUAUACCGCCAGAGAGGCUUGCUCACCUCCUCGGGAAAAGAAAUAAAAAACAAGCAGGAGAUUUUACGUCUCCUUGAGGCUAUUCACGCCCCCCAGGAGGUGGCCCAGGGGAAUAAAAAAGCUGACUGUGAAGCAAAACAAGCGGCUCUAAGGUCAGGAAUUCUGAUUCUUGCCGCCAGUCCCCCGGUGGCGUCACCGACAUUCCCCCACUACUCCUCAGAAGAGGAGGAGAGCCUGGCAAAAAAACCUGCCAAGUUCUCUAAAGAUCAGCAGGGGAUCUGGAAGACUAGAGAGGGAAAAAUUGUCCUGCCCAAAGAAGCCGCUCGGGCAUACUUAAAGCAAUUGCAUCGUCUUACUCAUUUAGGAGCAAAGCAUCCACGCUCCAAUUGCCAGUCUACAAAAUACCACAUCCGGGGACGCAGUCGCUUAACUGAGGAAGUAGUUCACCAAUGCAAAGCUUGUCAACUAGUAAACUCUCACCCAUCCCAGGCUAGCCCCCGGCGGCGCCUAAGGGGAGAGCGUCCUGGGGACAAUUGGGAGAUAGAUUUCACAGAAGUAAAACCAACCCGGUAUGGAUACAAAUAUCUUCUAGUUUUUAUAGACACCUUUUCAGGAUGGGUAGAGGCUUUCCCCACAACGAAGGGGACAGCAACGGUGGCCAAACGAGUCCUGGAAGACAUCUUCCCCAGGUUCGGAAUCCCUAAGGUAAUUGGAUCCGAUAACGGCCCAGCUUUCAUUGCACAGGUAAGUCAGGGAAUGGCCAAGAUACUUGGGGCGGAUUGGAAAUUACAUUGUGCUUAUAGGCCCCAAAGCUCAGGUCAGGUAGAAAGGAUGAAUAGAACUCUAAAAGAGGCUAUGACUAAAUUAUCCUUAGAGACUGGCAUAACAGACUGGACAGUGCUCCUUCCCUUCGCCCUCUUUCGCGUUCGGAACACGCCCGGCCCCCUGGGGGUGACCCCGUUUGAGGUUCUGUUCGGGGCUGCCCCACCCCUCAUGGCCGACCCGUGGUCUAUGCCGGCUGAUGUUAAUGCUCCUCAUUCCCUACUUGCUAGGUUGAAAGCCCUUGAAGUCGUUCACAGGGAAGUCUGGGCACCUUUGGCCGCCCUCUACAAGCCCGGAGAAGUACGAGUGCCACACCCGUUCCAGGUCGGUGAUCUCGUUUACGUCCGGCGACACCGAGCUGCCAAUCUCGAGCCAAGGUGGAAAGGACCACACCUGGUGCUGCUAACGACCCCAACAGCUAUCAGGGGAACUAUACCAGCACCACCAGCCCUAUUGCUUGCACUUGGGGAAGUCGCGGAAAACUUACCCUGACUAAGGUUUCAGGACAAGGCUCCUGCAUCGGAAAUGUCCCCGAUGAUCGACAAGGACUCUGCAGUGACAAGAGAGGAGCCCCCUCAGGUGAAGGUUACUACUUAGUUCCCCCACAGGGGGGAUGGUGGGCUUGCAACACAGGGCUGACCCCCUGCCUGGCAGCACAGAUUUUUAACAAAUCAGCAGAAUACUGCGUCCUUGUCCAGUUAGUUCCCACAAUUAGGUAUUACUCAGCUGCCUCUUUUGAAGAGACAUAUAAGUCCCCCUCCUCCGCCCUAAAGAAGGGAGAACUAGUGUCCUUAACCCUAGCAACUCUCCUGGGCGCAGGGGUGGCAGCUGGAGUAGGAACAGGGACUGCAGCUCUAAUUAAGGGGCCCCCUUAUUCAAGAGAGCUCCAAAUGGCAAUGGAUGAAGAUCUUAAAAGCAUAGAACAGUCCAUCACCAAGCUUGAGGAGUCCUUAACUUCCCUGUCCGAGGUGGUCCUCCAAAACAGGCGGGGACUAGACCUGCUCUUCCUGAAGGAAGGGGGACUGUGUGCGGCCUUAAAGGAACAGUGCUGUUUUUGUGCCGAUCAUUCCGGAGUCCUUAAAGAUUCCAUGUCUAAGCUUAGAGAGAGGCUGGAAUCCCGGAGAAAGGAGCGAGAGGCCAAACAAGGGUGGUUUGAAGGCUGGUUUAACACCUCUCCUUGGUUAACAACCCUCCUCUCCACCUUGCUGGGACCCUUACUCAUCCUCAUCUUGCUCCUAACUUUCCGGCCCUGCAUACUAAGCCGACUAGUGACAUUCAUCCAAAAACAGGUCAGCACUGUCCGGUUAAUGGUUUUACAACAGCAGUAUUAGCCACUCGCUAUAGAUAAUAACCCAUAGUUUUAAGAUUAAAACUCUCUCAAAAAGAAAAAGGGGGGAAUGUGGAGAAAAAUCUAACCUGCCGUUCUGCUUCUGUAAACUGCGCUCGCUCAACCCUAUUCCCUCCCCCGCUGGCGCUGGCGCCACUCUGUAACUCCCCGAAAACCGCUUGCCGUUAGUCCUUGGAGUUUAUUGACCAAGAUUAGAAGU